CGAAAAUAAAAGUAUUUACACCAGCAUUUAGUGUGAGUUUAUUACACUAUUUUGCUGAAAUUCCAUUCAUUGUUGGGAGAAAUCAUCGGAAUGGAGGAAGGCCGAGUGCACUUCGAGAACCAACCCUUGCGGAAUGCCGCGAUCCUCGAGUCCUUGGACCAAGUAGAAGACCAACUGGUGCUGGCUGUGGAGAAGGCAGGCAUUGCGAUGCAGCAUUUGGCGAACGUGACGACGGAAGGCCGCGACGCCGAGUUUCAAAAGACAUCCGAAGAAUUCCUGCAUCUUGUUGGCGGCAUCCACACAGAAUUGGCCAAGCAUGCGCAUUUGGUGCAGGAUUACCGCAGUUAUGGCCGCAGCACGUACGGGGUCGAGAAAGACGCCGAGUUGGCGCGCACGAACGUCAAGAUGAUCUUGGCCCAGCUGCGGGACUUGCGGCGGUACACGGACGAAAACAAUGCCGAAUAAGAAAUCUCAUGAUCGUCGUUACGCGUGAUUGUGCGCUGCCUCUUGCACCGGGCGCCGGUACUUUUGAAAGUGUGUGUGCAGCUUUUGAAUGUAAUAGUGGUCGCCAUGCUGCGGCGGCGAUGUCUCGUCUGCGAGCAGUCCGUCCUCGAAGGCAAACUACAAUCGCAUCGUGCAUGUGCUAGCUAGCUAUGUUUGUCAGGAUGAUUUGAAAGAACGUACGUCUUGGCGAACAGGAGUGAUGGUCGCUUCAACUUGGGCCGCGAGGGUUUCCAGUGUGUGGUCGUCGUACUCGUCAUCUCGUUCGAGCAUCA
Messenger RNA from Aphanomyces astaci, 776 nucleotides. RefSeq lists its product as hypothetical. Gene Ontology annotation, biological process: regulation of transcription by RNA polymerase II. Gene Ontology annotation, molecular function: transcription coregulator activity. Lineage: Eukaryota; Oomycota; Saprolegniomycetes; Saprolegniales; Verrucalvaceae. The coding region runs from base 91 to 465 and encodes 124 amino acids. Gene Ontology annotation, cellular component: mediator complex. The record is from RefSeq and is a predicted model, not a curated record. The transcript has 2 exons.